GGAAGAAACGCGUGCCUGCGGUGCACUACAACACUUCAGCGGUCAACCCCAUUGGACAUCCGGGGAACUCAGCCCCAAAGUAGACAAAAAAACCAAGAUGGAGGAAAUCGGAAUUAUACAACCACAGGAGGAUAAGAGUACCAGCAGUAGACCAACCACCGCCGGGACCAUCAGUUCUCUGUGUAGCCCUGUAGACCCGGAGAUGGAUGACCUCUACAUCACAUACAAGAAGCUGGAAAAACAGCUGGAGUUCCUGGAAGUCCAGGAAGAGUACAUCAAAGAUGAACAGAAAAACCUGAAGAAGGAGCUGCUGCAUGCUCAAGAGGAGGUCAAGAGAAUCCAGUCAGUUCCACUAGUGAUUGGGCAGUUCCUGGAAGCUGUUGACCAGAACACUGGUAUUGUUGCUUCCACAACUGGCUCCAACUAUUAUGUCAGAAUCCUCUCAACCAUAGAUAAAGAGCUUCUAAAACCCAGUGCUUCAGUAGCACUACACAAGCACUCAAACGCCCUCGUUGACAUCCUCCCUCCUGAAGCUGAUAGUAGUAUAGCCAUGCUUACAAAUGAAGAGAAGCCCAACGUCUCGUACGCUGAGAUUGGAGGCAUGGAUAUACAAAAGCAAGAGAUCAGAGAAGCAGUAGAGUUACCUCUUACUCACUUUGAGCUCUAUAAACAAAUUGGCAUUGAUCCGCCUAGAGGUGUUCUCCUGUAUGGCCCCCCUGGCUGCGGCAAGACUAUGCUGGCCAAGGCAGUCGCGCACCACACAACAGCAGCAUUCAUACGAGUUGUUGGCUCAGAGUUUGUCCAGAAAUACUUGGGAGAAGGCCCUCGUAUGGUCAGGGAUGUAUUUAGGUUAGCCAAGGAAAAUGCGCCUGCUAUCAUUUUCAUUGAUGAGAUUGAUGCCAUAGCAACCAAGAGAUUUGAUGCGCAGACUGGGGCUGACAGAGAGGUACAGAGGAUCCUUCUGGAAUUACUCAACCAAAUGGAUGGAUUUGAUCAGAAUGUUAAUGUUAAGGUUAUCAUGGCAACAAACAGACAAGAUACACUGGACCCUGCCCUGUUACGACCUGGCCGGUUGGAUCGUAAGAUAGAGUUCCCUCUGCCUGACCGCCGACAGAAGCGACUUAUUUUCUCGACCAUAACAAAUAAGAUGAACCUAUCAGAAGAGGUUGACCUAGAGGAUUAUGUGGCACGACCAGACAAGAUUAGUGGUGCAGACAUUAAUGCUGUCUGCCAAGAGGCUGGUAUGCAGGCAGUGCGGGAAAACAGAUACAUUAUCCUGGCAAAGGACUUUGAGAAAGGAUAUAAAAACAACGUCAAGAAAGACGAACAAGAACAUGAGUUCUACAAAUAAUCUCCUGCCCUACACUCAGUUUCCUCCAUCGAUAUGCCUAAUAUUGUAAACAGUCUUGUUGUGUGAAUAAAUGUGCAGCGUUCUUCUGA
This is a messenger RNA of Nematostella vectensis (starlet sea anemone), 1440 nucleotides long. RefSeq names its product 26S proteasome regulatory subunit 6B. The transcript has 7 exons. Gene Ontology annotation, cellular component: proteasome regulatory particle, base subcomplex. Gene Ontology annotation, molecular function: proteasome-activating activity; ATP hydrolysis activity; ATP binding. Bases 98 to 1351 code for a protein of 417 amino acids. The record is from RefSeq and is a predicted model, not a curated record. Lineage: Eukaryota; Metazoa; Cnidaria; Anthozoa; Actiniaria; Edwardsiidae. Gene Ontology annotation, biological process: proteasome-mediated ubiquitin-dependent protein catabolic process.